Messenger RNA from Leptonychotes weddellii (Weddell seal), 839 nucleotides. NCBI's taxonomy places the organism in Eukaryota, Metazoa, Chordata, Mammalia, Carnivora, Phocidae. The record is from RefSeq and is a predicted model, not a curated record.
AUGGGAACCCUGCGGUCGGCUGGCCCGGGGCCCGGCGCCCGGCGGCGCAGGGACUCCACGGAGGAGGAGAACCUUUCUCGAUGGAGGAAUCUGGGCACCUCCAUCCCCAACUGGUUCCAGGAGGACUUUAAGAAGGAUAAUGAAGAGGAACUAACCCAAGUCCUGUGUGAGAAGGAGCAGGCUGAGCCUGGGGCCGGGGUGUGCUCCUUGCUUCUGGCCCAGUCUGAGGUGAGGCCUCACUGCCUGCUGCUGGUCUUGGCCAACAGAACAGAACUUUCCAGGAAGCUCCAACUUCUGAAAAAGCACCAGUCUGACCUGAAAAAGCUGGGGAUCCAAGGCUUCACUGAGCAAGAUGUUGGGAGCCACCAGAGCUCUUCCCGCAAGACCCUGAUUGCACUGGUCACCUCAGGGAUCCUGCUGGCUGUCUUGGGCACCACUGGCUAUUUCCUGAUGAACCGCCGCAGCUGGAGUCCCACAGGAGAAAGGCUGGGCGAAGACCCUUAUUACACGGAGAACGGUGGAGGCCAGGGCUAUAGCUCAGGCCCUGGGGCCUCCCCUGAGGCUCAGGGAAAGGCCAGUGUGAACCGAGGGGCUCAGGAGAACGGGACCGGCCAGGCCACAUCCAGAAACGGCCAUUCAGCAAGACAACACGUGGUGGCUGAUACGGAAUUGUGACUCGGCUGGGAGGGGCAAGGCUGGGCAAGAGGGGUGAGCAGGGAUCCUGGUUUCAAUGACGGUUGGAAACAGAACUUUCCAGAGAUAGGAAGAUUGGGUGGAUUUUAUUUCUGAAUACAAAAUGGUGUGUGUAAAUACUGUAAUUAAAGUGAUACUGAGACACA